ACUAGAGAUAAAUUGAGGAACCUGGUGGACGUAAUAUCUUAAAGUGAUCACUGUAGACGGUGAAGAAGCAGAGAAACAUCAGACACAGAGCAGGGACUUCAUUCAGAUUACACUGAAGAAUGGAAGCAGGCUUCAAUAACACCACCUACAACACAGACUACUACGAUGACAGAAACCUCACAGGACUUCAGGAUGACGUAGGAAUGUAUUACAUAGAAUAUGUUGUGAUGUGCAUAGUCAUCAGUAUCGGCCUUCCUCUGGUGCUCGUGACCAUCUAUGCUCUUUCCUCUCUGGUACGCCAGGGUCAAGUUGCUCCGAUAUACGUCAUCAACCUUCUCAUUUCAGACAUCAUUCAGCUCUGCUGCAUGAUCGCAUUUUUGUCAGAUCAUGAGACUCCCAUGGCUGAUGAUGUCUACAGCUGUGGUGUACUGUCGAGUGUUGGCUUCAUGGUGUGCAUCUCACUGGAAAGGUACCUGGUCAUCUUCCACCCACUGUGGUACCGAUUCAAACGAACCAUCAAGAUCUCUGUGGCGGUCUGUGCCGUGGUCUGGGCCUUCCCUCCUGUUUAUUUCCUUAUUGUGUUUCCCUUGGUUACUGAUACGGUUGGUGUAAUAGUGCUCCCCAUUAUCCACAUCAUCCCCUUCCCACUGUUCAUCUUCGUCCUGGUCAGGACCCUCAGAGCCCUCUCUUCUUCCGCCUCGGUCCGCUCUGAUGAGAAACGACGAAUAGUUGGAACUUUGGUGGUGGUGCUGCUCAUUUACACGCUGCUCUUCCUGCCCAUCAUUAUUAAGUUCCUGUUACAGGCGACUGGCUUUUACUCUUCAAUGUUUUUCUACACGUCCGGUAUAUUUGUUAGACUGAGUCCUCUGGCAGACUUGCUUCUGUAUAUCUUCAUCAGAAAGCAGACCAUGGGCAACUGUCUGGCCUCUGUGUGUUGUUGCAUAAAGGAGAGCAAUGAUCCCACCACAUCAGCAGUGACUGUUGACGACAUUUAGACAGAAAGCUUUAAGGAGGCAGAGAGAGAGAAGAGAAAACAGAGCAAAUGUACUCUAGAAUCAUAGUAUAUCCAAAAUGUACAUCCAUGUCUAUCCAAAACCUUUAGCAUGUGCAUGAAGAAGGACCAUGUUUGUCAUGUUGUUAAUCAACCCUCAAUAACCUGCCCCCCCCCCAUACCUCACUGACCUUCUCCAGUACUACCACCCCUCCCGCCGUCUCCGAUCCUCUGACUCCAACCUCCUCACUCCCAUCACUAAAUCCAA
Notolabrus celidotus (New Zealand spotty) is the source of this 1259-nucleotide messenger RNA. Its product is annotated as ovarian cancer G-protein coupled receptor 1-like. The coding region runs from base 120 to 995 and encodes 291 amino acids. Gene Ontology annotation, biological process: phospholipase C-activating G protein-coupled receptor signaling pathway; positive regulation of Rho protein signal transduction. Gene Ontology annotation, molecular function: G protein-coupled receptor activity. The transcript has 4 exons. The record is from RefSeq and is a predicted model, not a curated record. Lineage: Eukaryota; Metazoa; Chordata; Actinopteri; Labriformes; Labridae. Gene Ontology annotation, cellular component: membrane.